This is a messenger RNA of Pongo pygmaeus (Bornean orangutan), 7677 nucleotides long. It is a transcript of the gene ACAN, whose product is annotated as aggrecan. The record is from RefSeq and is a predicted model, not a curated record. Gene Ontology annotation, molecular function: hyaluronic acid binding; calcium ion binding. Bases 1 to 7140 code for a protein of 2379 amino acids. Gene Ontology annotation, cellular component: perineuronal net; synapse. NCBI's taxonomy places the organism in Eukaryota, Metazoa, Chordata, Mammalia, Primates, Hominidae. Gene Ontology annotation, biological process: glial cell differentiation; central nervous system development; skeletal system development. The transcript is spliced from 18 exons.
AUGACCACUUUACUCUGGGUUUUCGUAACUCUGAGGGUCAUCACUGCAGCUGUCACUGUAGAAACUUCAGACCAUGACAACUCGCUGAGUGUCAGCAUCCCCCAACCGUCCCCGCUGAGGGUCCUCCUGGGGACCUCCCUCACCAUCCCCUGCUAUUUCAUCGACCCCAUGCACCCUGUGACCACUGCCCCCUCUACCGCUCCCCUGGCCCCAAGAAUCAAGUGGAGCCGGGUGUCCAAGGAGAAGGAGGUAGUGCUGCUGGUGGCCACUGAAGGGCGUGUGCGGGUCAACAGUGCCUACCAGGACAAGGUCUCGCUGCCCAACUACCCGGCCAUCCCCAGUGACGCCACCUUGGAAAUCCAGAGCCUGCGCUCCAAUGACUCUGGGGUCUACCGCUGCGAGGUGAUGCAUGGCAUCGAGGACAGCGAGGCCACCCUGGAGGUCGUGGUGAAAGGCAUCGUGUUCCAUUACAGAGCCAUCUCUACACGCUACACCCUCGACUUUGACAGGGCACAGAGGGCCUGCCUGCAAAACAGUGCCAUCAUCGCCACACCCGAGCAGCUGCAGGCCGCCUACGAAGACGGCUUCCACCAGUGUGACGCCGGCUGGCUGGCUGACCAGACUGUCAGAUACCCCAUCCACACUCCCCGGGAAGGCUGCUAUGGAGACAAGGAUGAGUUUCCUGGUGUGAGGACGUAUGGCAUCCGAGACACCAACGAGACCUAUGAUGUGUACUGCUUCGCCGAGGAGAUGGAGGGUGAGGUCUUUUAUGCAACAUCUCCAGAGAAGUUCACCUUCCAGGAAGCAGCCAAUGAGUGCCGGCGGCUGGGUGCCCGGCUGGCCACCACGGGCCAGCUCUACCUGGCCUGGCAGGCUGGCAUGGACAUGUGCAGCGCCGGCUGGCUGGCCGACCGCAGCGUGCGCUACCCCAUCUCCAAGGCCCGGCCUAACUGCGGUGGCAACCUCCUGGGCGUGAGGACCGUCUACGUGCACGCCAACCAGACGGGCUACCCCGACCCCUCAUCCCGCUACGACGCCAUCUGCUACACAGGUGAAGACUUUGUGGACAUCCCAGAAAACUUCUUUGGAGUGGGGGGUGAGGAGGACAUCACCGUCCAGACAGUGACCUGGCCUGACAUGGAGCUGCCACUGCCUCGAAACAUCACUGAGGGUGAAGCCCGAGGCAGCGUGAUCCUUACCGUAAAGCCCAUCUUCGAGGUCUCCCCGAGUCCCCUGGAACCCGAGGAGCCCUUCACGUUUGCCCCUGAAAUAGGGGCCACUGCCUUCCCUGAGGUUGAGAAUGAGACUGGAGAGGCCACCAGGCCCUGGGGCUUUCCCACGCCUGGCCUGGGCCCUGCCACGGCAUUCACCAGUGAGGACCUCGUCGUGCAGGUGACCGCUGUCCCUGGGCAGCCGCAUUUGCCAGGGGGGGUCGUGUUCCACUACCGCCCGGGACCCACCCGCUACUCGCUGACCUUUGAGGAGGCGCAGCAGGCCUGCCUGCGCACCGGGGCUGUCAUUGCCUCCCCGGAGCAGCUCCAGGCCGCCUACGAAGCAGGCUAUGAGCAGUGUGACGCCGGCUGGCUGCGGGACCAGACCGUCAGAUACCCCAUUGUGAGCCCACGGACCCCAUGCGUGGGUGACAAGGACAGCAGCCCAGGUGUCAGGACCUAUGGCGUGCGCCCAUCAACAGAGACCUACGAUGUCUACUGCUUUGUGGACAGACUUGAGGGGGAGGUGUUCUUCGCCACACGCCUUGAGCAGUUCACCUUCCAGGAAGCACUGGAGUUCUGUGAAUCUCACAAUGCCACACUGGCCACCACAGGCCAGCUCUACGCUGCCUGGAGCCGUGGCCUGGACAAGUGCUAUGCUGGCUGGCUGGCCGACGGCAGCCUCCGCUACCCCAUCGUCACCCCAAGGCCUGCCUGCGGUGGGGACAAGCCAGGCGUGAGAACGGUCUACCUCUACCCUAACCAGACGGGCCUCCCGGACCCACUGUCCCGGCACCAUGCCUUCUGCUUCCGAGGCAUUUCAGCGGUUCCUUCUCCAGGAGAAGAAGAGGGUGGCACACCCACAUCACCCUCUGGUGUGGAGGAGUGGAUCGUGACCCAAGUGGUUCCUGGUGUGGCUGCUGUCCCCGUAGAAGAGGAGACAACUGCUGUACCCUUAGGGGAGACUACUGCCAUCCUAGAGUUCACCACCGAACCAGAAAACCAGACAGAACGGGAACCAGUCUACAUCCCAGUGGGCACAUCCCCGCUGCCAGGGAUCCUUCCUACUUGGCCUCCCACUGGCGCAGCAACAGAGGAAAGUACAGAAGGCCCUUCUGCAACUGAAGUGCCCUCUGCCUCAGAGAAACCAUCCCCCUCAGAGGUGCCAUUCCCCUCAGAGGAGCCAUCCCCCUCAGAGGAACCAUUCCCCUCAGUGAGGCCAUUCCCCUCAGUGGAGCUGUUCCCCUCAGAGGAGCCAUUCCCCUCCAAGGAGCCAUCCCCCUCAGAGGAACCAUCAGCCUCAGAAGAGCCAUAUACACCUUCACCCCCGGUGCCCAGCUGGACUGAGCUGCUCAGCUCUGGGGAGGAAUCUGGGGCCCCUGAUGUCAGUGGUGACUUCACAGGCAGUGGAGAUGUUUCAGGACACCUUGACUUCAGUGGGCAGCUGUCAGGGGAAAGGGCAAGUGGACUGCCCUCUGGAGACCUUGACUCCAGCGGUCUUACUUCCACAGUGGCCUCAGGCCUGCCUGUGGAAAGUGGACUAGCCUCAGGGGAUGAAGAGAGAAUUGAGUGGUCCAGCACUCCUACAGUUGGUGAACUGCCCUCUGGAGCUGAGAUCCUAGAGGGCUCCAUCUCUGGAGUCGGGGAUCUCAGUGGACUUCCUUCUGGAGAAGUUCUAGAGACUACUGCCCCUGGAGUAGAGGACAUCAGCGGGCUUCCUUCUGGAGAAGUUCUAGAGACUACUGCCCCUGGAGUAGAGGACAUCAGCGGGCUUCCUUCUGGAGAAGUUCUAGAGACUACUGCCCCUGGAGUAGAGGACAUCAGCGGGCUUCCUUCUGGAGAAGUUCUAGAGACUACUGCCCCUGGAGUAGAGGACAUCAGCGGGCUUCCUUCUGGAGAAGUUCUAGAGACUACUGCCCCUGGAGUAGAGGACAUCAGCGGGCUUCCUUCUGGAGAAGUUCUAGAGACUACUGCCCCUGGAGUAGAGGACAUCAGCGGGCUUCCUUCUGGAGAAGUUCUAGAGACUACUGCCCCUGGAGUAGAGGACAUCAGCGGGCUUCCUUCUGGAGAAGUUCUAGAGACUACUGCCCCUGGAGUAGAGGACAUCAGCGGGCUUCCUUCUGGGGAAGUUCUAGAGACUACUGCCCCUGGAGUAGAGGACAUCAGCGGGCUUCCUUCUGGAGAAGUUCUAGAGACUACUGCCCCUGGAGUAGAGGACAUCAGCGGGCUUCCUUCUGGAGAAGUUCUAGAGACUACUGCCCCUGGAGUAGAGGACAUCAGCGGGCUUCCUUCUGGAGAAGUUCUAGAGACUACUGCCCCUGGAGUAGAGGACAUCAGCGGGCUUCCUUCUGGAGAAGUUCUAGAGACUACUGCCCCUGGAGUAGAGGACAUCAGCGGGCUUCCUUCUGGAGAAGUUCUAGAGACUACUUCCCCUGGAGUAGGAGACCUCAGUGGACUUCCUUCUGGAGAAGUUCUAGAGACUUCUACUUCUGGAGUAGGAGACCUCAGUGGACUUCCUUCCGGAGAAGUUCUAGAGACUUCUACCUCUGCAGUAGGGGACCUCAGUGGACUUCCUUCUGGAGGAGAAGUUCUAGAGACUUCUGCCUCUGGAGUAGAGGACAUUAGCGGGCUUCCUUCUGGAGAAGUUGUAGAGACUUCUGCCUCUGGAAUAGAGGAUGUCAGUGAACUUCCUUCAGGAGAAGGUCUAGAGACCUCUGCUUCCGGAGUAGGGGACCUCAGCAGGCUCCCUUCUGGAGAAGAAGUUCUAGAGACUUCUGCCUCUGGAGUAAGGGACAUCAGUGGGCUUCCUUCUGGAGGAGAAGUUCUAGAGAUUUCUGCCUCUGGAGUCGGGGACCUCAGUGGACUUCCUUCUGGAGUAGAAGGUCUAGAGACCUCUGCUUCUGAAGUAGGGACUGACCUCAGUGGACUUCCUUCUGGAAGGGAGGGUCUAGAGACUUCAGCUUCUGGAACUGAGGACCUCAGCGGGUUGCCUUCUGGAAAAGAAGACUUGGUGGGUUCAGCUUCUGGAGACUUGGACUUGGGCAAACUGCCUUCUGGAACUCUAGGAAGUGGGCAAGCUCCAGAAACAAGUGGUCUUCCCUCUGGAUUUAGUGGCGAGUAUUCUGGGGUGGACCUUGGAAGUGGCCCAUCCUCUGGCCUGCCUGACUUUAGUGGACUUCCAUCUGGAUUCCCAACUGUUUCCCUAGUGGAUUCUACAUUGGUGGAAGUGGUCACAGCCUCCACUGCAAGUGAACUGGAAGGGAGGGGAACCAUUGGCAUCAGUGGUGCAGGAGAAAUAUCUGGGCUGCCCUCCAGUGAGCUGGACAUUAGUGGGGGAGCUAGUGGACUCCCUUCAGGAACUGAACUCAGUGGCCAAGCAUCUGGGUCUCCUGAUGUCAGUGGGGAAAUACCUGGACUCUUUGGUGUCAGUGGACAGCCAUCAGGGUUUCCUGACACUAGUGGGGAAACAUCUGGAGUGACUGAGCUUAGCGGGCUGUCCUCUGGACAACCAGGUGUUAGUGGAGAAGCAUCUGGAGUUCUUUAUGGCACUAGUCAACCCUUUGGCAUAACCGAUCUGAGUGGAGAAACAUCCGGGGUCUCUGAUCUCAGCGGGCAGCCUUCGGGGUUACCAGGGUUCAGUGGGGCAACAUCAAGAGUCCCUGACCUGGUUUCUGGUGCCACGAGUGGCAGCGGUGAAUCUUCUGGGAUUACAUUUGUGGACACCAGUUUGGUUGAAGUGACCCCUGCUACAUUUAAAGAAGAAGAAGGCUUAGGGUCUGUGGAACUCAGUGGCCUCCCUUCCGGAGAGGCAGAUCUGUCAGGCAAAUCUGGGAUGGUGGAUGUCAGUGGACAGUUUUCUGGAACAGUCGAUUCCAGUGGGUUUACAUCCCAGACUCCAGAAUUCAGUGGCCUACCAAGUGACAUAGCUGAGGUCAGUGGAGAAGCCUCCGGAGCUGAGAUUGGGAGCAGCCUGGCCUCGGGAGCAUAUUAUGGCAGUGGACUUCCAUCUGGUUUCCCCACUGUCUCUCUUGUAGACAGAACUUUGGUGGAAUCUGUAACCCAGGCUCCAACAGCCCAAGAGGCCGGAGAAGGGCCUUCUGGCAUUUUAGAAAUCAGUGGUGCUCAUUCUGGAGCACCAGACAUGUCUGGGGACCAUUCUGGAUUUCUGGACCUAAGUGGGCUGCAGUCCGGGCUGGUAGAGCCAAGCGGAGAGCCACCAGGUACUCCAUAUUUUAGUAGGGAUUUUGCCAGCACCACCGAUGUAAGUGGCGAAUCCUCUGCAGCCAUGGGCACCAGCAGAGAGGCCUCGGGACUUCCAGAAGUUACUUUAAUCACUUCUGAGUUCGUGGAGGGUGUAACUGAACCAACUGUUUCUCAGGAACUUGGCCAAAGGCCCCCUGUGACACACACACCCCAGCUUUUUGAGUCCAGUGGAGAAGUCUCUGCAGCUGGGGACAUUAGUGGAGCUACCCCAGUGCUCCCUGGGUCUGGAGUAGAAGUAUCAUCAGUCCCAGAAUCUAGCAAUGAGACGUCCACCCAUCCUGAAGCUGGGGUCGGGGCAUCUGCUGCCCCUGAGGCCAGCAGAGAAGAUUCUGGGUCCCCUGAUCUGAGUGAAACCACCUCUGCAUUCCACGAAGCUGACCUCGAGAGAUCCUCUGGCCUAGGAGUGAGCGGCAGCACUUUGACAUUUCAAGAAGGCAAGGCGUCAGCUGCCCCAGAAGUGAGUGGAGAAUCCACCACCACCAAUGAUGUGGGGACAAAGGCACCAGGCUUGCCUUCAGCCACUCCCACAGCUUCUGCAGACAGGACUGAAAUCAGCGGAGACCUGUCUGGUCACACCUCAGGGCUGGGCAUUGUCAUCAGCACCAGCAUCCCAGAGUCUGAGUGGACCCAGCAGACCCAGCGCCCUGUAGAGGCGCAUCUAGAAAUUGAGUCCUCAAGCCUCCUGUACUCAGGAGAAGAGACUCACACAGUCCAAACAGCCACCUCCCCAACAGAUGCUUCCAUCCCAACUUCUCCAGAAUGGAAACGUGAAUCAGAAUCAACUGCUGCAGCCCCCGCCAGGUCCUGUGCAGAGGAGCCCUGUGGCGCUGGGACCUGCAAGGAGACAGAGGGACACGUCAUAUGCCUGUGCCCCCCUGGCUACACUGGCGAGCACUGUAACAUAGACAUUGAUGAGUGCCUCUCAAGCCCUUGUCUGAAUGGAGCCACCUGCGUGGAUGCCAUCGACUCUUUCACAUGCUUAUGCCUUCCCAGCUACGGAGGGGACCUGUGUGAGAUUGACCAGGAGGUAUGUGAGGAGGGCUGGAACAAGUACCAGGGCCACUGUUACCGCCACUUCCCGGACCGCGAGACCUGGGUGGAUGCUGAGCGCCGGUGUCGGGAGCAGCAGUCACACCUGAGCAGCAUCGUCACCCCCGAGGAGCAGGAGUUUGUCAACAACAAUGCCCAAGACUACCAGUGGAUCGGCCUAAACGACAGGACCAUCGAAGGGGACUUCCGCUGGUCAGAUGGACACCCCAUGCAAUUUGAGAACUGGCGCCCCAACCAGCCUGACAACUUCUUUGCCGCCGGAGAGGACUGUGUGGUGAUGAUCUGGCACGAGAAGGGCGAGUGGAAUGAUGUUCCCUGCAAUUACCACCUCCCCUUCACGUGUAAAAAGGGCACAGUGGCCUGCGGAGAGCCCCCUGUGGUGGAGCAUGCCAGGACCUUCGGUCAGAAGAAGGACCGGUAUGAGAUCAAUUCCCUGGUGCGGUACCAGUGCACGGAGGGGUUUGUCCAGCGCCACAUGCCCACCAUCCGGUGCCAGCCCAGCGGGCACUGGGAGGAGCCUCGGAUCACCUGCACAGACCCCACCACCUACAAACGCAGACCACAGAAGCGGAGCUCACGGCACCCUCGGAGGAGCCGCCCCAGCACGGCCCACUGAGAAGAGCUUCCAGGACGCACCCAGGACGCUGAGCGCAGGAGCCUGUCAGGCUGACGUGCAUCCCACCCAGAUGGUGUCCUCUUCUUGUCGCUUUUUGUCAUAUAAGGAAUCCCAUUAAAGAAGGAAAAAAAAUAAAUCCCACAUUGUGUAUGCACCCACUCACCCCUCCAAAUCAGCAAAACCGCAUCUAAUUUGUCCGCCGAAUGCCAAAGCAAAGCAAACUUAUUAUAACCCGUGGACUGAGUUUAGAGACAUUUCUUCAAUUUCCCACCGUGCCUUUCCAGGGACCAGUGCAGGGACAGGGGGAGAAGGGGAGGGGUUAAGUUAAAUAAAGAAGAUUAUUUUUGUUUCCUGACUUUAUCCAAGAGCAGUGCAAUCGUUGGUUAUUUCACCUCCAGGGAGAGCUAGGGAGGAGGGAGGAGGGCUCCAAAGGAGCUGGAAGGGGCAGAGGCCUGAGAGCAUGAAGAACUCGGAACCGCAGCUGAAUGUAUUGGAUGAGAAGGAGCCAGGAGGGCUACACCAUCUGUAUAAGGGAAA